Molecule: messenger RNA, 2202 nt
Organism: Dujonia railenensis
Lineage: Eukaryota; Fungi; Ascomycota; Pichiomycetes; Serinales; Debaryomycetaceae
Source: the annotation of a GenBank genome assembly
AUGGAGUCACCUAUAAACAUUGGGGAUACAACAACCAAUUCAAUUCUUUUCCGGCUACAGGAGACUCACAUCAACUCUGUAGGGUCUGCGUCAAUAACGAGUAACUCAUACUCUGGGCAACAGGUUCUUCAGUUAAACAUUACCUUCAAGAACAAGUCUGACGACUCAGAUAAACCAACUUUCUUAUCCAUAUUGAGAAGGAUUCAGGACUCGUACAUAAACGUUAGCCAAUUAUUCGAGAUUUUGAUAAAGUUGGAGCUAUUCAAUGAGGAGCAGAUUGAAAAGUUUUUAAACAACGAAAUCAUCACCAACCCCCAGUACAUUCCGCCCACGGGCUUCGAUGAUUUCCGCAAGCACGACAACAUCCACUUACGUGGACUCUGGAUUCCCUAUGAUAAGGCCGUGUCACUUGCCUUGAAAUUUGACGUGUACGAGCUUUGCAAAAAGUUGUUCUUAGUGGACGUUCACGACUUCGACAAGUUGCCUAAAGGCUCAACUGCAAUCAACAGCAAAAGAACAUUAUACGAAUCUAGUUUCGAUGGAGAUGAUGCUGGUUUGAUGGGAAGUCCGACCAAAAAGCAAAAGAGACACGCUGCUACGUCUGCCGCUACCUCACCAGAAUCAUUUAAGUUGAACUUGGAAAAUACAAACGCUCCCUUUACCCUUCCGCCACAGAACUUAAGAGAGAACCAACCAUUGAUUUCUGACAUCAAGUUAAAGUAUUCAGAAGUCUUUAAGAAGGAUGACGUAAAUUCUUUGACUUUUGAAGAAAUUAAGAAGAUAUUCGAACCUAUAACCAGUCAAUUACAUAACCAUCAGCCUUAUUCUUUAACUGAUUUGCCCUUGGACCAACAGGGAAAGACUGCAUUGCAUUUUGCAUCCACUUUGGCUUCGGUGAAUUUGGUUUCGUCGUUCAUUAAAUUGGGGUUAUGUUCUCCUAUAAGAGGAACAAUAACAGGGGAAUCUCCACUUAUCUCCACUAUUACUGUAACCAAUUCAAUGGAAAAAGGCAACUUUAGAGAAUUGUUGAGCAAUUGGUUGUAUCCAUCGAUUUGGUUAUUGAAUAAGAAGAAAUGGUCAAUAUUACAUUUUCUUGCGUCGGAAUCCAUUAAAAAGAUUGACUCAACUAAGUAUUAUCUAACUCAAAUCUUGGAAUGGAUAAUCAGUCGUAAAGACUCCAGCUUGAACAGACUUUGCUAUGAGAUCGUCAACUUGCAAGAAGAUGUACAGGCGAACACCUGUCUUCACUUGGCAGCAGAAAAUGAAAGCAAAUGGUUGAUCAACAUUCUAAUUGAGUUAAAUGCGAAUGUUGAUAUUGCUAAUAAAACUGGAUUGAAGCCAAUCGAUUAUGAUAUCGUCAAAGAAGUGCUAAAAGAAAGAGAAAAUGAUUCUGUUAAGUUUGAAACUGAGCAGGAGAGUUACAUUGUAGAGAUUAUUAGAAGUAAUGUGGAUAUAUUGAAAAAGAAGGCUGAGUUUGGAGUAAAUUUAGAAGAAGAGAUUGCGGACGAUGAUGAAGAUCAUGUACGAAAAGAUGUGGAGCAAACUGCUGAAAAACUACCACAACAAAUUAAUAACAAUAGCAAGAGUAGUAGUGGAAGAAUCUUCCAAGCUAUCCAGUCCCUCCUCACAAAUACCAAUGACGAAUAUGAAUCUCUCAUCAAAUUCAAAAAGCAACAUCUAGUCAAAUUGAAUGAAGUCUUACACGAUACAAGUAUUGUUACUGCAAACAACCGCUUUGUGCUGAGGAAGAUCAAUGAGAAAUUGGUCUAUUUAGAUAAUAUUAAGUUGCAGAUGGGAAAUAUCACCGACAAGCUAGAACUAUCCAAGAGAGAAAUUCCCGAGGAAUUGGUUGAACAGAUUGUGAAUCAAGAAGAAGAUGAAGAUUUGCAGACUAAAUACGAUGCAGACGAACCAUUCAGAAUACCUGGUAUUUACGAUCAAUUAGAAUCUGAGGCCCUGGAUAAGGUGGAAGUAAGCGAUUCUGUUUUGAGCGAAUUACCCUCCUUGUCAAUACUAAAAGCUAGAGUUAAGGCAUAUGAAGAGAUAAAUGCAUCGAUUCAAAACGAGUUGUCUAGUUUAUUAGACUACUCGGAAUUGACGUCGAAAUUUAAGAAGGUGGUCAGCUUCUGUACCGGAGUAGAUAUUAAUGAAGUGGAUGAUUUGUUGGAUGGGUUAUUGGAAGCUGUUGAAGGACAACAAUAA